UGGUUUUUUUCUGUUUCAGAAGGCCUUCCCCCGUGCAACAAUCCGGCUGGAUGGAACAAUAUGCCGAAGACCUUAUUCGAGCGGUGUCGCUGGCGAUAUCCUUUUGUGCGUUCUUCUUUGGCGUUCCUGGAAAUGCUCUCGUUAUACACAUCAUCCGUACUCACCCAAAGUUCCGGACUGUCCAUAACAUUUUCCACGCUAAUUUGGCCUUAGCAGACCUCACAACGUGCGGGAUAGGCGUUCCGGUAUUUCUUGCUACAAGGUACAUCAGUCCCGGGGACUUCAGAGACUAUUCGUGCAGGUUUAGCGCUGCCAUAGCAGGCGCUUAUAAUUUCAUGAACAUAUGUAUGUUAAUGUCCAUCAGCAUUAUUAGGGUGCACGCUGUCCAGAGACAGAAGCAGAGUAUGUCAAAGAAAACUGCAAUCGUGAUAUUAGUGUUGUUUUGGAUACUUAGCAUUUCGAUAUUUUUUGUCGUUUUUCCCAGAGAUGAUGGGAUCUUCGUUAAAUCCUGUAAGAGCAGGGAAGAUGUGCCUGAUCUCAGAGGGAUAUUACCCUAUAUUUUUCUGUUUGUCUUCGUCCCUGCGUUAGUUGUACUUCUGAUAACAUGCACGUGCUCCUAUGGAUAUCUUACCAUUAAAGCUAGGCGCAUGCGCAAUUUUAUACACCCCAUCACCCAUUGGAGCAGUUCAGUGCACUUCAUCAAUACUCCUCACGAUCCAGGUGCCCACUACUAUAGAAAUACACAGUAUGAUUUGUCCAGACAACACGAGAUGACCAAUGACGUGCGCAAUGCGCCCCUCGCGGCACAUUUUAUAUCAGAUAUGGCUAUGACCAGUUCUAUUUUGACCGCCAUCUACCUCCUGUCAACUGUUCCUUUUCUUGUCCUGUCAGUGUCUCAGAUAUGGUUCACGAUCUCACCGUCCAUUGUGGAGCUGUGCUAUGUUCCAUCGUUCUGCUCCAUGUUUUUGAACCCGUACAUCUUCGCCAGUCGGCACAACACUUUUAAAGAGAGCUUCAGUCGCACAAUUAUACAGAUUCUCCAAUAAACUGCCAUUUUCACCUCCAGCACGGCUACGCAGUUCUAAGUGUCCUAUAUUCAUUGUUUUUCUGUUUUCUUCUUUUUUUCUUAUUUGACUUUUUGCAGAUGGAACAUUUCUACAGCAGGUUGUUUAAAGACCGGGCCUUACGCUUGUUAAUACACAUUAUAUAUCUGAGUGUGAAAGGUACGGCAAAGGCUCCCCUUGAAGGUGACGCCACUGAGAGCUUUUCAUUUACUUGCUGCGCUUAAUGUUCUCAAAUGUUAAUGUACUCAAUGUAGAUAUUUCCAUGGCUUACUUUGGGUGCCAGUAUUUGUAGACGCGUCUUUAAUUUUACAAUGAACUAUGAACACUUACGGAAUUGUAUCACCUUUACCGGGUGUUUCCACCUUUGAUGGCAUUUAUAAACCACAGGAUAUACAUACUGUAAUACACGUGCACUUAAAACUUUUUCACCUUGUACUUAAGGCACAAGUGCAGCUGUAAUACACGGUACUUGUAUAUUAUUUGCUGUCAUUAGUUCUUAGAAAUUUAGUGAAUAUCCACACACACAGUUUAGUGGGUUUAGUGUGUAAUUGAUUGAAAGUGAAAUUAAUAACAUUGGAACAUGUACUAUGUGUAUUGAUUUGUUGUAUUAAUUGAAAUUUUGAGAGUUGUUAUUUUGAAAUGUAGAAAUAUUUGUUUUAUAAUGCAUGCAGUGACAUAUUGAUGAAUUUAAAGAAUUGCAAAUGGAUGUCCAUGCAUUGCUUAAUAUGUUAAUUACACCUACAACUCUCACACUAAAAUGCA
Lingula anatina is the source of this 1826-nucleotide messenger RNA. RefSeq names its product somatostatin receptor type 2-like. The record is from RefSeq and is a predicted model, not a curated record. Lineage: Eukaryota; Metazoa; Brachiopoda; Lingulata; Lingulida; Lingulidae.